This is a messenger RNA of Cucurbita pepo subsp. pepo (vegetable marrow), 1136 nucleotides long. NCBI's taxonomy places the organism in Eukaryota, Viridiplantae, Streptophyta, Magnoliopsida, Cucurbitales, Cucurbitaceae. The record is from RefSeq and is a predicted model, not a curated record.
UCUCAGGGGUCUGAGUUUCAGAACUAAGCUCCACAAAGUUCGAUUUAAUGCUUGCGCAUUCUCCGAUCAACGACUUCCUUCGAGAUUAACUUCGCGAUGGGACACUUGUGUAGCAAAAGUGUUUCCGAUGUCAACCACGACACUGGAAUUUCCGGCGGCAGCCAUACGAGAUCUUCGCAUUCCGGUGCCUCUCCGAUCGCUUAUGGAGAUGUUUAUUCAAGACCUGAAGAAUUCAGGCAGUCCUACUCAGUGUCAGCGACGGGGAGUCCAUUUUCGAGUCCUCUACCUGCUGGAAUAGCGCCGUCACCAGCUAGAACUCCGGGGAGGAAAUUCCGAUGGCCUCUGCCGCCUCCUUCCCCGGCUAAGCCGAUCAUGGCUAUUCUACGGCGGAAAUCGCGCAAGGCUACGAUUCCAGAGGAAAACCGAAUUGGCGAAGAGGGAGUGGGAGAGAUUCAGUUGGAUAAAAGCUUUGGAUACUCGAAGAACUUUGGUGCGAAGUUCGAGCUCGGGAAGGAGAUUGGGAGGGGCCAUUUUGGACAUACUUUUUGGGCCAGAGGUAAAAAGGGCGACCUCAAAGGAAAGCCCGUCGCCGUCAAAAUCAUCUCCAAAUCUAAGCUCAAUCUGUUCGUUGAUUUAAUUCAUUCUAGACGCUGUUUUCACAACACCUAUAGUUCUUGUGCAGAUGAACAUCUGAAUGAUGUCGUUGGUAGUGCAUACUAUGUUGCACCUGAAGUUCUCUACAGAUCUUACAGCCAUGAAGCAGAUGUGUGGAGCAUUGGUGUCAUAGCAUAUAUCCUGUUGUGUGGAGGCAGACCUUUCUGGGCAAGAACUGAAUCAGGAAUCUUUCGUUCCGUGCUAAGAGCCGAUCCUAACUUCGACGAUUCUCCUUGGCCUACCAUCUCUGCAGAAGCUAAAGAUUUUGUCAAACGGCUCCUGAAUAAAGACCAUAGAAAAAGAAUGACAGCAGUCCAAGCUUUAACGCACCCGUGGUUACGAGAUGAAAACGUUGCUGUGCCUUUGGAUAGUUUCAUAUACAAGUCAGUUAAAGCAUAUCUUCGUGUAACCCCAUUCAAGCGUGCAGCAUUGAAGGUAAUGCUGCUAACUUCUAGGGGCACAUAGAUGCUAUUGCUAUGCAG